ACUGUUUGUGUGGAAGGAUGGGCCAAAAUCACACCUGAGCAAUGCAUACGACUGGUUUCUCCAUACAGGAGGCGUGUUGUAGCUGUCAUCAACGACAAAGGCUUUUUUGUACAAAGUAAUAAAUAGAUUUCAGUUAAGCCUGUUCAAUACUUUCCCCCUGUGUCAUUCCAUUUUAUUGCUCAAAACUUAAUUCAUGAACUUAUUUGUUUUGCUUUCUAUGUAUGGUUUACUUGGGUUGUUCCCGACAUCUGGUGAAAGUUUCAUGUCAACAGCACUUUUAGAAAUAUAUUUACUGAGAAAACUGGUGACGUGUUUAAUACUUAUUUUACCCGCUGUAUAUAUAAAACUUUUUUGCUACCAUUUCCACUAGAGCGAGCUUUUGUUCUCCUCUCUAGUUUUGUCUCUGAGUGGGUUCAGUCCCAGUGUGGUUUUGUGGCAUAAGUUAUGCUGUGACAGCUGUCCUCUUCUCAUUUUUUCUGUUCACCCACUGAAAGUAACAGCUAAUGAUAUCUCUCCAUUCUUUUGUUUAAGCAUUCGGUUGUGGGGAUGCCUGUCGCUCUCCUAAGUUUCUUUCUGUUGGUGUUGAAUAUAGAGUCUGCAGUCUCUGUCUGUGACAUCAGAGUGCAUACGAUCAAUUUCGGAUGCCAUCUUGAGUGGAAUUGUCUUGAUGCCAACCCUAAAACGACUUACACUGUUUUGAGCAAGCAUGGUACAUCAUGGGUAAAUGUUUCGGGCUGCAUCCAGAUUUUGCAGCAAAGCUGUGAUCUGUCAGAAGUCUUUCCUAACUUAUACACCUACAACUUCAUCAGACUGACAUCUGAGCUUCUCUGGCUGAAUGAAACUCUGUAUUGCACCCCUGUAGAUGACCCUGCUGCCAAAUUCAGCCCGCCCUCAAUAACAAUCUCCAUGGCCAAUGGAAGUCUCUGGGUGGCGGUAAAGUUUCCUUGUGCUCCAUCCAUAAGCUGCACAUUUAAAGGUGAUGAUGAAUAUUAUGAGGAGGAGGAGGAGAUAGGAUGCCCCUGUCUUGUAACUGAUGUUGUUAAAAGUCUCUGGGCAACAGUCACUCUAUACAAUGAACAGAAUCUCUCAGACAAACAGGCACACACCGCUGAAGUGAUGCGUGAAACCCCAUUCAAGGUGGAAUUUGGUUUUCUUACACCAGGGCAAGUGUACUGUGCUGUGGCCAACUUUACAUUUGAGGGUGUGCUGGUCCCUUCUCCCCCGAGCAUCCCGCAGUGUGUUUACAUACCAGCAAAUAACGAAAGCCUUAUCGUCGUGAUUGUGUGUGCUGUUCUCAUCACUCUUGGCUUAGUAUUUCUUCUGGUCUGGAGACAGUGUGCAUCUUCUGAAUAUCCCCUGCCCAGAUCUUUGGCUUUACUUCGAGACAUGGAACUUCAGAAAAAGACUUUUGUUGACUCCAGUGAAGCUGCACCACACAACGAGAGCUCUGAGGGUGACCACGUUUCUGUUGUUUCCUUCUCUGACUUCACACUCACGGACACCCAGUCUUCUUACUACAACACCCAAAGUCUGGCCAACGGCUAUUACACAAGCCCCAUCCUGCAAAAUCCAGACUGCACUGAGGAAUCUGCGCUGUCUGAAGAGUUGAGCACAGAAGUCCAACAUGAUAAGUUCUAUCUGUUAACAUCACAUCCAAUUCUAGAAACAGAGGUGGGAUGUCCAUAUCAGAAUCAUUUACUGUCACCCAGAGACAUCCCUCUGAGCUCGGUGCGAGUUGAACACACUCAACAGGACGAGACAUCAACUGAAGACCCAGAGUGGUCUGAAGAUGUCAUGUGGGGAAAACUGAAUAUGAGACCAAUAGAAGACAUCCAAACAAACUGAAACUACCGAUUUUUUCCCCCAAAAGGUUAAAUAUAACGUUUUUUAGACUCAAGACAGCUUUGUUCUGUGUAUAAUUUUUUGUUUUUUUGGUGCUAUUAAUUUGCAACAAUGUGAUUCUGUCCUUUCACCCACUAACUAUUGUCAUUGCUGUGAAAGGGAAGUUGCAAUGAAAUGGAAGUAGCGACAGAUCUUUUCUUCUAUACUGUGAUGUACUGUACAUCCAAGUGUAACUGCGAAUUGAAAAAAAAGAUAAGCACUUGAUUCUAUUUAGUUGUUGUUUGGAAAUGCAGAUGAACAUGAGCUUGCAGAAGAAGAGACAUUUUCGUUUUCACCUUAAGAUCCAGUUAUGAUAAAUUGAUUUAAAAUUUUAGAUUAUUAUUAUUAUUAUUAUUAUGAUUUUAAAAAAAGUAUGCACAUGCGGAUGAUCUAUUACAUGCCUCUGAAAAAUAGAAAGAGUGAGUUUAAAUUUCAUGCUGUUUAUUAAAUAGUAUUAUAUGAUGUUAUUAUACAUUAUAUAUGUCAUACUGACUAUUAUAUAUCCUCCAUCUUGGUCUGGAUGCCUUAUGUUGGGUAAUAUUGAGUUCAGCAUGUAUUCCCUUUACUUUAGGGGGAAUUGUGUCAUGUCAUGCAUGUGUACAUCAAUGGUCAAAUGUCACUGACCUGAAUCUAGCAGUCAUUAUUAUUACUGCCCUUCAUGGUUUAUUUGGGAUCCCCCCCAUGAGCCAGUGACUCAGAGCACUAUAAAUCCUUAUGCGGUCCCUAUGAGGAGCAGUACUAUUUUCGGGUAACUGUAUGCUUUCUGUAUGGCUUGAUUCAUUGUUUGAAUUUUUUAUUUUUUACUUCUGACUCAGAGUUUCCCUAAUUUGACUCAUUUUCUGUGGACUGUGUCUCAAGUUCACCAAGCUAAGGUGCACAAUUUUUGCUGAUCUUGCCUGUUUUCUGGAACAUUUAUGGAAACGCUCCCAGGAAACAAAUAUAAAUCUAGAUUCUGGAAAGUGUAUUGUAGAUUUGUAUAGAAUUAUACAUGUUUUCUUAUUUCCUCUUUUGAGAGAGUUGUAUUAGGACUUGUAUUCUGUGAGGUCUAAUUGGUUCAGUUGAAUUUUGGUACUGUAUCAGUGAAGGGAAAUUUUGUUGUAGAACAAUAAAUACAGUACGUUUUGAGGGGGAA
Molecule: messenger RNA, 3013 nt
Organism: Cyprinus carpio (common carp)
Lineage: Eukaryota; Metazoa; Chordata; Actinopteri; Cypriniformes; Cyprinidae
Molecular function (GO): protein binding
Source: RefSeq, a predicted model, not a curated record